Molecule: messenger RNA, 731 nt
Organism: Phalaenopsis equestris
Lineage: Eukaryota; Viridiplantae; Streptophyta; Magnoliopsida; Asparagales; Orchidaceae
Product: histone H2A-like
Exons: 2
Coding region: 64-513 (149 amino acids)
Cellular component (GO): nucleosome
Molecular function (GO): DNA binding; protein heterodimerization activity; structural constituent of chromatin
Source: RefSeq, a predicted model, not a curated record
CCCACCACUUCUCUCAAUCGGCUCCUACAUCUAUUCUCCCGUAAAACGCCCACAAAGUCUCUCAUGGACGCAACCAGCAAGAUCAAGAAGGGCGCAGGCGGCCGCAAGGGCGGCGGCCCGAAGAAGAAGCCCGUUUCCCGUUCCGUCCGUGCUGGCCUCCAGUUCCCCGUCGGCCGUAUCGGCCGAUAUCUCAAAAAAGGCCGAUACGCUCACCGUGUCGGUACUGGUGCUCCUGUUUACCUCGCCGCCGUUCUCGAAUACCUCGCCGCUGAGGUUUUGGAACUUGCAGGAAAUGCUGCGCGUGAUAACAAGAAGAACCGUAUUAUCCCAAGGCACGUGCUACUUGCGAUCAGAAAUGAUGAUGAGCUCGGGAAGCUUUUGGGUGGAGUGACGAUUGCGCAUGGAGGAGUUCUGCCGAACAUUAACCCUGUGCUUCUGCCCAAGAAAACUGCGGCGAAGGAGGCGAAGGAGCCUACUAAGGCUGCGAAAUCUCCAAAGAAGGCGGCGGCUUAGGUUUUGGAUAGGUGGCUUUGUAUGUAAUUUGAGCUCUGGCGUUGCUGGUUUGGGAAAGAAUGUAGUUUGGAAAUGCAAUGGCUUUUAAUUUGAAGAAAAAUAUCUAUUUGUUUGAAAAUGUUGUGGUAUUUUGCCUCAAGCUGUGGCUUUCCCGCUCGUUCUAUGUUUUGUGGAGUGUUUUAAUUGAUGGUGAUGCGAGGGGUUGUUCAGUGUUCUAA